Molecule: messenger RNA, 444 nt
Organism: Heterobasidion irregulare TC 32-1
Lineage: Eukaryota; Fungi; Basidiomycota; Agaricomycetes; Russulales; Bondarzewiaceae
Exons: 3
Coding region: 1-444 (147 amino acids)
Cellular component (GO): cytoplasm; nucleus
Molecular function (GO): protein binding
Source: RefSeq, a predicted model, not a curated record
AUGACGACAGUAACACCCGCGACGCUGCCGUCCGCGACGCUCGAGUUUGCGCACAGGAUGUUCGACGCUGCGCGCAACGGCGACGCAGACCUCCUGCUGCAAGCCGUCGACGCCGGGCUCCCGCCGAACCUCACUAACGAAAAGGGCAACACGCUCCUCAUGCUCGCCGCCUACUCCGGCCACGCCCCGCUCGUCGCCGGCCUCCUCGCGCGCGGCGCCGACCCCGACCGCCUAAACGACCGCGCGCAGUCCCCGCUCGCAGGCGCCGUCUUCAAGGGCGAGGACGCCGUCGUGCGCGCGCUGCUCGCCGCCGGCGCCGACCCGCGCCGCGGGACGCCCAGCGCGGUCGACAGCGCGCGCAUCUUUGGCAGGGCGGAGCUGCUCGAGCUGUUUGGCGAGCCGACGGAGGGGGAGGGGAAGCAGCAGCAGCCUGCGUCUGGGUGA